Poeciliopsis prolifica (blackstripe livebearer) is the source of this 1777-nucleotide messenger RNA. RefSeq lists its product as uncharacterized. NCBI's taxonomy places the organism in Eukaryota, Metazoa, Chordata, Actinopteri, Cyprinodontiformes, Poeciliidae. Bases 1 to 876 code for a protein of 291 amino acids. The record is from RefSeq and is a predicted model, not a curated record. Gene Ontology annotation, biological process: cell surface receptor signaling pathway. The transcript is spliced from 6 exons. Gene Ontology annotation, molecular function: transmembrane signaling receptor activity.
AUGAAGCUUCUCUCAGGGUGUCUGCUGCUCGGAGUCUCUACUGUUCUGCUGGCAGGAGGGACUGUUUCUGAAGUGUCUCUGAUCAUCAGACCAGACCUUCAGCAGUUCUUCAGUGGACAGUCAGUGUCUCUGAGUUGUGAGGACGGACAGACAGCUGAUGGGUGGACAGUUAAGAGGACCAAAGGAACACUCACUGAAACCUGUGGAGCGUCUGGAUCCGACUUUGGGGUGUUUAAGGACUCCUCCUGCGUCCUUGACCUUUUGUCUUCUUACACUGGAGUUUACUGGUGUGAAACCAGUGCAGGACAGAGCAGCGACCACAUCAACAUCACUGUUACCCAGAAAGAAAACACGACUUUAAUUCUGGAGAUCCCCGCUCUUCCUGUGGUGAAAGGAAGUAACGUCACUCUGCAUUGUCGUCACAAAGAUGGCUCCUCCCGCGCAGCUUAUUUCUACAGGAACAGUCAUAUUAUUGAAGAUGGAGUCAAAUCUCAGAAGGCCAUUAUCCACAGAGUCCAACAGUCCGACGAAGGUUCCUACUGGUGUUCCACUGACACUUCUGGAUCAUCACGUCAUAGCUAUAUGAGAGUCAGAGAUCCUGCUGUCCCUCAGCCAUCUUCCUACCCCAUGACAGCUUCCACUUCUUCAGCUGAUGAUGCUAAUCAUACAGCAAGUUCUCCUUCUCCUCCUGUGUCAUUGGUGCACCUCCUGCGCCACCUGCUGGUCAUCUGCCCGUACUGCGUGUGCAGCAUCCUGCUGGCGUCAAUCUGCUGCAGCAGGGGCUCCGGAAACCAAGCUGUGGUCUCCACAGAAACCACCCAGCCUGGUGAACUGGGUGAUGUUGCUGUCGAUGUCACUACAGAGCAUGAGUUCUGAUGGAGAGUGAGCAGCAGGUUUUGGGGCGGCAUGUCCGGCUGCUUCGCCACAAACAGGAAACCUGGACCAGAACCCAACCAAUCAGAGGAGCUUUUGGAAAGAAGUUUUGCUUCCUGCUCAGCUUCUUCUGAGUGAAAUAAAACCUACUGGCACUUUGGGCCACCAGCAGCACCAAACUGCUCUGUAUUUUCAGCUUGACCUCUUCUACAUGUUUGAACUGGGUCCAUUUUAUUUACACUGAGAUUUGGUUUCUAUAUGUCUAUUUUUAAAUUUGACCCAUUUGUCGACUAAUCAAUAAUUAGGUUAAAAUUAGCUAAAUUCUUUUAACUAAUGGCGUCUUGUUAGAUCUUCCCUUAGUGUUGUAGUUUGGGGGCCAUCCAGCAGAGGGCCACAUUGGCAAUCCUCAAUCGGAACAAGAACUAAGAUGGCGGCAUGAAUAUGAAGAUGUGACGAUGACAGAAGAGCGGAGGGCAAUGUCCCCGUUUUGUCAUUAACACAAAAAAUCUAAUAUUUUAUAUGCUGUUUUUUUUUUUUUUUUAAAUCGGCAUGAGAAAUGUUUGGCCCUUCAUAUUAUGGAACGAUGGUUGGCCCUUUUGGUCCAAUAUAUAUAUAUUUAUUUUUAAGAAAGCGACCACUCCUCAAUUAAUCACUAGUCGAUGGAUUGAAGCAAUUACCUUAAAAUAAACUCAUUAAUCAAUAACUCGCGUCCCUAAUGAUUAGGUUUAGCUGGAGACCAGUUUGAGAUGGUAGGAGAUGGUCUCUUUCAUUAUUAUUUCAAUGUUUGAAUUUUUGAAUGUGUCUAUGAUAUUUCAUUACCUUAUAAAUUUCUAUAUUUGUUAUUAUUGCUUCCCGCAAUAAGAGAAAAUUAGGAUGAUAAUUAAAUGGAAUCACUUAAUCUGCA